This is a messenger RNA of Manis javanica (Malayan pangolin), 4107 nucleotides long. Lineage: Eukaryota; Metazoa; Chordata; Mammalia; Pholidota; Manidae. The record is from RefSeq and is a predicted model, not a curated record.
AAAACCAGUUUUCAAAAUAGCCUCAAUGUUGGUGUUCAAGGCUGUUUACAGAGCAGUAGUUUCUGUUUUUAUUUCACCUUAAAAUGUUUCCAUGCUUUGUUUUUAGAUGCCAGUGAAAGCAGGUGCCAGCAGGUGAAGACACAAUUUGGAGUUGGCCUGAGAUCUGGGAGAGAAAAUCACCUCCGGCUUCUUGACGGAACCCCUUCUCUCCAGUCAUGUUGGGCUGCCUGCUGCCAGGACUCUGCCUGCCACGCCUUUUGGUGGUUAGAAGGGAUGUGCAUUCUGGCAGACUGCAGCAGGCCCCAGAGCUGCUGGGCUUUUAGGACAGACUCUUCCAAAUCCAUGCUGGUGUUCUUAAAAAAAUUCCAAACCACAGAUGAUUUGGGCUUUCCACCUGAGGCUGAUGUACCACAUAUUCUGGGACUAGGUUGGAGCAGAGCAUCUUGGAGGAGGCAGAGCCCACCCAGAGCUCCACUCAGACUGACUGUAUCUUCCAGUGAGCAGCAAAGCUUAAUCAGGAAGCUUUGGAAGAGAGAGAGUCCCAGUGAAGAAAUAGUUACUUCUGUAGUCACAAGGCAUUCUGAAAUGAAUGACUCCAAAGCACUAGGUGAUCUGAAUACCAGUGGCUCUGCAGAGGUCCACAAGGCAGUUACAAUUUCCAGUCCCUUAACCACAGUCCUGACUGCAGAGAUUCCUGGUUGGUCAAAGAAUGUGUCAGUCCAGCCUGAGACAUCUGAGGAUCCUGGUACUACACCUAGCACUCAGCAAGUAAAAAGCCCUGGGCGAAUCCAGAUUGCCACCCCUGAGCCAGUGGCUCCCUCCUACAGUUAUGCCACCCCCACCCCCCAGGCAUCUUUGCAGAGCACCUCAGCAUCACACCCAGUUACAAAGGAACUGGUCGUAUCUGCUGGAGAGAGUGUCCAGAUUAUCCUGCCUAAGAAUGAAGUUAAAUUAAAUGCAUAUGUACUCCAGAAACCACCUGAAGGAGAAACCUACACCUACGACUGGCAGCUGAUUACUCAUCCUAAAGACUACAGUGGAGAAAUGGAAGGGAAACAUUCCCACCUCCUCAAACUCUCCAAGCUUACUCCAGGCCUGUAUGAAUUCAAAGUGAGUGUAGAUGGUCAGAAUGCCCACGGGGAAGGCUAUGUGAAUGUAACGGUACAACCAGAGCCCCGUCAGAAUCAGCCUCCUGUUGCCAUUGUGUCACCACAGUUCCAGGAGAUCUCCCUGCCAACCACUUCAACAGUCAUUGAUGGCAGCCAAAGCACUGAUGAUGAUAAAAUUGUCCAGUACCACUGGGAAGAACUUAAGGGACCUCUGAGAGAAGAGAAGAUUUCUGAAGAUACAGCCAUAUUAAAACUAAGUAAGCUCGUCCCUGGGAACUACACUUUCAGCUUGACUGUAGUAGACUCUGAUGGGGCUUCUGACUCCACCACUGCAAGCCUGACCGUGAACAGAGCUGUGGAUUACCCCCCGGUGGCCAAUGCAGGCCCCAUCCAAGUGAUCACCUUGCCUCAGAACUCCAUCACCCUGUUUGGGAACCAGAGCACUGAUGAUCACGGCAUCGCCAGCUAUGAGUGGUCACUCAGCCCGAGCAGCAAAGGGAAAGUGGUGGAGAUGCAGGGUGUUAGAACACCGAUCCUGCAGCUCUCUGCCAUGCAAGAAGGAGAUUACACUUACCAGCUCACAGUGACUGACACAAUAGGACAGCAGGCCACUGCUCAAGUGACUGUUAUUGUACAGCCUGAAAACAACAAGCCUCCUCAGGCUGAUGCAGGCCCAGACAAAGAGCUGAUCCUUCCUGUGGACAGCACUACCCUGGAUGGCAGCAGAAGCUCAGAUGAUCAGAAAAUUAUCUCAUAUCUCUGGGAAAAAACACAGGGCCCUGACGGGGUGCAGCUUGAGAAUGCUAACAGCAGUGUCGCCACUGUGACAGGGCUGCAAGUGGGAACCUACGUGUUCACCCUGACUGUCAAAGAUGAGAGGAACCUGCAAAGCCAGAGCUCUGUGAAUGUCAUUGUCAAAGAAGAAAUAAACAAACCACCUGUAGCCAAGAUAAGCGGGAAUGUGGUGAUUACCUUGCCCAUGGACACAGCGGAGCUGGAUGGCUCCAAGUCCUCAGACGACAAGGGGAUAGUCAGCUAUCUCUGGACCCGUGAUGAGGGGAGCCCAGCGGCAGGGGAGGUGUUAAAUCACUCUGACCACCACCCCAUCCUUUUCCUUUCCAACUUGGUCGAGGGAACCUACACAUUUCACCUGAAAGUGACUGAUGUGAAGGGCGAGAGUGACACAGACCAAAGCACUGUGGAGGUGAAACCUGAUCCCAGGAAAAACAACCUGGUGGAGAUCAUCUUGGAUGUCAGCGUCAGUCAGCUAACUGAGAGGCUCAAGGGGAUGUUCAUCCGCCAGAUUGGGGUCCUCCUGGGGGUGCUGGAUUCCGACAUCAUUGUGCAAAAGAUUCAGCCGUACACGGAGCAGAGCACCAAGAUGGUAUUUUUUGUUCAAAAUGAGCCUCCCCACCAGAUCUUCAAAGGCCAUAAGGUGGCAGCGAUGCUCAAGAAUGAGCUGCAGAAGCAAAAGGCAGACUUUCUGAUAUUCGGCGCACUGGAGAUCAAUACUGUCACGUGCCAGCUGAACUGUUCUGACCAUGGCCACUGUGAUUCAUUCACCAAACGCUGUAUCUGCGACCCUUUUUGGAUGGAGAAUUUCAUCAAAGUGCAGCUGACGGAUGGAGAAAGCAACUGUGAGUGGAGUGUGCUGUACGUCAUCAUCGCCUCCUUUGUCAUUGUGGUCGCCUUGGGAGUCCUGUCCUGGACUGUGAUCUGUUGUUGUAGGAGGCAAAAAGGAAAACCCAAGAGGAAAAGCAAGUACAAGAUGCUGGAUGCCACAGAUCAAGAAAGCCUGGAACUGAAGCCAACCUCCCGAGCAGGAAUCAAACAGAAAGGCCCAGCGCUGAGCAGCAGCCUGAUGCACUCUGAGUCGGAGCUAGACAGCGACGAUGCCAUCUUCACAUGGCCAGACCGGGAGAAGGGCAAACUCCUGCAUGGUCAGAAUGGCUCUGUGCCCAACGGGCAGACCGCGCUGAAGACCAGGAGCCCACGGGAGGAGAUCUUGUAGCCUCCUGGCCUGUCCCCUCAGGGUUGGGGUGGGCAGUACCAGGGCCCAGAGCAUCUACAGGCUGGUUCUCGUACCUCCCAUGUCUGUGGCAGCUGUUCUCCCAGCACCUGCUGGUCACUCCACCCUGGCACCCCCACCAGGGCUGCUGGUACUUGAACCCAGAGACAUUCUCUGGGAACCCUUGAACGAAGCUGUGAACCAAGAGUUUUUCUUUAAACCCAUCCAUAACUCCUCCACCCCCUGAAUGUCCCUACCUCAGGGCCUCCUUUAUUGCAAACCUCUCCCCUGCUGCAAGGGCGGGCACAGCCAGCUCUGACCUUCCCUCCAUCUCCCUUCUGGCCUGGCUGUGCCCCACCUCGCUCGCUGCAGAACCAAGCAAAGCCAGCCCCUGCGCAAGAGCCUGCCUGUGGGCAGCACUCUGUUCUCCUAUUUGAGGAGCACACCUGUUGCUGGGUCCAGAGGAAGUGGGCCCCCUCUCUCCUUACCACCUAUAUGCUAGGCUGGUACUGCAGAAUUGGGUCUGGCCCAAGAAAAGGGAAUUGCUGGCUGGCCGAGGAAUGGAGGGGGCCCCAUCAGCUGCUGGGCUGUUGUGACAGAGCAGCUAGGCCAGACGCAGACUAUCUCCCCUCUUCUUCUCACCAGUCUGCUGCUCCCGGGCUCAGGCCACCAUGUCAUGUGUCCGGAGGAGACAGCCACAAAUGGACUGGAGCGUUGUGGCAUGAGAGUGCAUGUGUGCGACUGCCCUGCUGCAGUCUCCUGGGUCUGCCUGUCGUCUUCUCUCGUUCUUUGCAUGUGUGUGUGUUAGAGUGUGUGUGCAUUGGCUCCUUGGAACAGAGAUUCCUGAGUCCCUCUGGCCCUGACUGAUGUCUGGGUAUCUGGGUGUUGAGGAGAGGAACUUCGGGGAGUCACUUUUUAAAAAGAAACUUAGAGUUUACACUACUACACUACUGUCUGUUGUGAGAUGAUUAAACAUGGUAUUUAAUUGUA